This is a messenger RNA of Andrographis paniculata, 2317 nucleotides long. RefSeq names its product protein INVOLVED IN DE NOVO 2. Gene Ontology annotation, biological process: gene silencing by siRNA-directed DNA methylation. NCBI's taxonomy places the organism in Eukaryota, Viridiplantae, Streptophyta, Magnoliopsida, Lamiales, Acanthaceae. The record is from RefSeq and is a predicted model, not a curated record. The transcript has 7 exons. Bases 131 to 2098 code for a protein of 655 amino acids.
CUGGUUCAGAAAUAAAUUGUCCUCUCCCUUUCUGCUUUUCUCACUCAGAGGAGGCAUCAGUUCAGGCCUCGCGAAUCUCCGUGCGCUCUCUCUGACCUCUCCUUUUGACUACCAAUUAGUUGAGGUAAAGAUGGGAAGUUCAGAUUCUGAGGUAGACACUGAUGUCAGUGAAUCUGAAGAUGAAGAGUAUGAGAGAGCGUACGAUGAAAUGGAUGUGGAUAAAGCUUAUCAAGAAUUGAAUGUGGAGAAGGCGUAUGAGAAACUGAAGAGUGGUAAGCUCCAGGUUAAAUUAUCAGAACAAGCUUAUCGUUGCCCCUUCUGUACUACAAAGAAAAAGAAGAAUUUCCAGUUCAAGGACCUUUUGCAGCAUGCAAGUUCGAUAGGUAGUUGUAAAUCAAAGAAAAGAACUUCGCAGGACAAGGGGAAUCACCUUGCUCUGGCGAAGUUCUUGGAAAAUGAGAUAGCUGUUGAUGCUGGACCUUCCCAGCCUUCUGCUGAGGUAGAUGCCCUUGCGGAUCAGGACCUUGAUGAGAUGUUUGUUUGGCCAUGGAUUGGUGUUGUUGUGAACAUUCCUACUGACUUCAAGGACGGUCGUUAUGUUGGGGAAAGUGGUAGUAAAUUGAGGGAUCAAUUAGCGAGAAGGGGGUUUAAUCCAAUUAGAGUGCGGCCUCUGUGGAAUUAUCAAGGUCAUUCUGGAACAGCUAUCGUUGAGUUUCAUAAGAAUUGGCCUGGUUUUAACAAUGCCAUGUCUUUUGAGAAAGCUUAUGAGGCAAAUCAUCAUGGUAAGUCGAACUGGUUGGCAAAGAAUGGCAAGAAGUCGGAUCUCUAUGCAUGGGUUGCUCGAUCAGAUGACUAUAAUUCUACUUCAAUUCUUGGAGAACACCUCCGUAAAAUAGGAGAUCUGCGGACCUUGUCGGAUAUCAUGGAAGAGGAAGAUCGAAAGACUAACAAGCUUGUGGGUAAUCUAACAACUGUGAUUGAGGCAAAGAACACCCACUUGCAAGAGAUGGAGAAUAAAUUCAUAGAGACUGAAAACUCUUUACGGCAGUUGAUCACGGAGAAGGAUAAUCUUCAUCAGUCUUACAAUGAAGAGAUAAGAAAGAUCCAUUCAAGUGCCCAAGAACAUUUAAAGAAGAUAUCCAAGGACCAUGAGAGGCUGAAAGCGCAACUGGAAGAUCAAAGAAAGUCUCUUGAGGCACGUGGACAGGAACUGAGUAAGAGAGAGACGCUCAACGAAAGUGAAAGUAAAAAACUUGCUGAAGAGCUCGAAGAGAAUGCAGUGAAAAAUGUUUCCCUUAAAGCCGCUUCAGAGGAACAAAGAAAAGCUGAUGAGAAAGUAAUGAAAUUGGCUGAAGAACAGAAGAAAGAAAAGGAACAACUCCAUAAAAAAAUCAUCGACCUGGAGAAAGACAUGGAUAAAAAACAAGCAUUGGAGCUUGAAAUAGAGCAGUUGCGAGGUAACUUGAACGUAAUGAAGCACAUGGAAGAUGAGGGUGAUAACGAAGUGUUAGAAAAAAUUGAUACGCUGCUCAAGGCACUGAGGGAGAAGGAAGGAGAGCAUAAAGAUUUGCUAAACUUAAACCUAAGUUUAAUGGUUCAGGAGCGCAGGACAAACGAGGAGCUACAGGAAGCUCGGAAAGAAAUGAUUAAUGUUUUGAAAGAAUUGCAAACAAAUGGUCCUGUCGGUCUCAGACGAAUGGGCGAACUUGAUUCCCGACCCUUUCAUGAAGCAAUGAAAAGGAAGUAUACUGAAGCUGAAGCAGACGAAAGGGCCUCGGAGUUGGUCUCCCUGUGGGAAGAGUACCUUAGAGAUCCUGAAUGGCAUCCUCUAAAAGUGGUUACCUUUGGCGAGGAAGCUCAGCGCGUAAUAGACGAAAGCGACGAGAAACUAAGAGACCUGAAGGAGAACUACGGCGUGGAAGUGUACAAUGCAGUGACGAAAGCCCUGGUCGAGAUAAAUGAAUACAACCCGAGCGGAUCUUACGUGACUACCGAACUAUGGAACGAGCGGGACGACAGGAGAGCCUCCCUUAAGGAAGGAGUCGAGGUUCUGCUCAAGCAGUGGACGACCCUCAAGCGGAAGAGGGGAAUGGAGUGACGACUCGACUGGAAUUUGGAAUCAGAAUCGGGACCGGAAAUCACUCUGGUUGGUGUACUAAUAGCCUUUGUUGUUUCAGUUUUAAGGAUCGAAUAAAUAGGUGUGAAUUGAUGGUGGUGACGAUCAGCUCCAUUUUAGACUCAUUUGAAAUUCGGUUACAAACUUCCUUCUUCAUUUAUUUUUGGAAAAUUUGUUCCUAGUCUGUGGUUUCAAAAUUCA